CGAACCGCCUCCGUCUCUUUACGUGAGAAUUGUGUUCGUGUGAGGUUAGCUGCCGCGACUCUCUGAGUGAUAAUAUUCAAUUAUUCAGUGUUGAUCUCAAAACAAAUAUCCAUAAUGGCUGAUAGCGUUGCUGAAGUUGCUGCCCCCGUCGUUGAAGAGGUCGCCGCUGCCGAGUCUCCUGUGAAGGAGUCGGCCGCUAAGGACUCUCCCACCAAGGCAUCGCCUGUCAAGGAGGCUGCUGAAGAAUCCAACGGCACUGAAAACUCCAACAGCAAUGAGGAAUCUGACAGCAAAGAAGAGUCUAACGGCGGAGAGGCUGCUGAAACCAACGGACAUUCCGAGGAUGAUGUCAAUGGUCAUUCUGCUGAGGCCGACACCGAGGCUGAAAAACGCCCCGCUGAGGAGUCAGUUGAGAGCUCUCCUGCGAAGAAGGCGAAAGUGAGUGAAGAAGCAUCGCCAGCCAAGAAGGUUGCAGAAGAAGCUGAAGCCGUAGCAGCUGAAGAAGCUUCUGCCUAAUUAAUCCAUCUUCAUUCAUGGAAUUAACUAAUCCGAAUAAGUGGCUACCGUUUCAGUGUCUCGUUCUUUCUCUGCUGUACUGUUAGGUUAGUUUGUGUGAGUAGCACUAGUAGAGUUAACUGCGUUAACCACUCUUGUUAGCAACACUGCAACUGACCUGUUCUUCAUCGACUGAUUUCUUCCACCCAAAUCGGGGCUAGCUUCAUUCCUCGCAUCACUUCUCAUCGUUUCUUGAUCAUCUCAUGGGCUCAUCACCUUCAUAUCAUCUGUCAUCCAUUGUGCAUAUUUUUUUUGGUAUCAUCAUACUUCUUUUCAUUCCAUCCUUCUACGUCGAAGAAAUCUAAAACCGUCGUGAGCUAGUUGUUCUGUUCUAGCCUUAGGAAUGGAUUAUUCCUAGAAUUUUUUUGUUUUAUUUAGACCUCUAGUAUAGUCCUCGGUGCUUUAGCUAAAUGAUCUUGUUACACAUUUCCACGGUGUCAAUCAGAAGUACGAAGAAACUAUUGCUUUCUCGAUGUUGUUAAAUUUAUUUUUGGAUAAAUUUGAGAUGAAAUACUUUCAUAUAAACUUUCGGCUGUCUACUCUUAUAUUUCAGCGUAACUGCUGGCUAAAAAUCGUCCUAUCUCGUCACGGGUAAAAUUUUUUGUUUAUUGAACGGUUAAUGACGGAGUUACUAUGUAACUCGAUUACAAACGAACGGGAACUAUUAUUUUUGAAUAAAUGAUGUUCCAUCGAUGA
This is a messenger RNA of Hyalella azteca, 1251 nucleotides long. Its product is annotated as high mobility group protein I. The record is from RefSeq and is a predicted model, not a curated record. Bases 115 to 516 code for a protein of 133 amino acids. NCBI's taxonomy places the organism in Eukaryota, Metazoa, Arthropoda, Malacostraca, Amphipoda, Hyalellidae. The transcript is spliced from 3 exons.